CAGACAGAGAGAGAGAGAGAGGUUGCAAAGGAGAAUUAGAGACAGAAAGCAAGGAAUGGAAUGGAAAGGAAGCUUCUUCUAACCAGAAAUAGAGACUGCUGUGGUUUUGUAUGAAAUCUGUGGGACAACACUAGCUCUUUAUUUCUCGGAAGCAAGACAGAGAUGCCAUUUAGUUGCUUCUUCUUAUUCUUAGCUAUUGAAGUGAAUGCUCUUCAUGCUGCUUCAGGAACUCAGGAUUUUGGAUUUGGAAUUGCAUGUCCUCUUGGCUAUUUCCCUUGUGGGAAUAUCACAAAAUGUUUGCCUCAGCCCUUUCACUGCAAUGGGAUAGAUGACUGUGGGAAUCACGCAGAUGAAGAGAACUGUGGUGAUAACAGUGGAUGGUCUCAGCAGCUGGAUGCAAUUUAUGAUAAAAAGGCUUUCCAAUAUUCCUUGGACUUGGAAACAGAUGAAUGUUUGGUUGGUUCUGUGCCAAUAGAAUGUUUGUGCCGUGGUUUAGAGCUUGACUGCGAUGGUGCUGGUUUGCUCGUCAUUCCUUCGGUCUCUUCUAAUGUAACUUUGAUGUCCCUAAAAGGGAAUCAGCUGAGAAAGCUUAUUGCCAAUGUUUUCAAAAAAUAUCAGGAUCUUCAAUACCUGUACCUUCAAAAUAAUAAUAUAAGUUUUGUGUCAGGACAUGCUUUCAGAGGACUCUACAAUCUGACAAAGCUAUAUCUGAGUCACAACAAGAUAACCUUUUUGAAACCCCAUGUCUUUGAAGAUCUACAUAAACUUGAAUGGCUCAUAAUUGAAAACAAUACAAUAAAAUGUGUCUCACCACUAACCUUUUAUGGGCUGAACUCACUAAUUCUCCUAGUUCUGAUGAACAAUUCUCUUGCCCAGUUGCCUGAUAAACAUCUUUGUCAACAUAUGCCAAGGAUAAACUGGCUGGACUUUGAAGGCAACCAUAUCCACAAUUUCAGGAAUGUCACUUUCAUCUCCUGUAGCAGUUUAACAGUCCUCGUUUUGAGAAGAAACAAAAUCAGCUCUGUAAAUGAAAAUAGCUUCUCUGCUCUUCAGAGAUUAGCUGAACUAGACUUGGCUAACAACAAGAUUGAAUCGCUUCCUCAACACCUAUUUAAGGAUCUGAAAGAACUCUCACAGCUAAAUCUUUCAUACAAUCCAAUCCAGAAAAUAGAAGCAAACCAGUUUGAUUAUCUUAUUAAACUCAAUUCACUAAGCCUAGAAGGCAUUGAAAUUACAAAUAUCCAAAGAAGAAUGUUCAGCCCACUUAAAGAGCUUUCCCAUAUAUAUUUCAAAAAAUUCCAGUAUUGUGGCUAUGCUCCCCAUGUACGCAGCUGCAAACCAAAUACUGACGGAAUCUCCUCCUUUGAGAACCUCUUGGCCAGCAUUAUACAGAGAGUAUUUGUCUGGGUUGUGUCUGCUGUCACUUGCUUCGGGAACAUCUUUGUCAUCUGCAUGCGGCCUUACAUUCAGUCGGAGAACAAACUCCAUGCUCUGUCGAUAAUGUCACUCUGCUGUAAGUAUCAAGGCAUGCCUCGCUCUUUGCUAGAUUUUCACCAGAGGUUAUUUAAAGAGAGUGUAAAUGAGGCUAGUACAAAUAACAUACAGUCACAUGUUUUCUCCAUAGGUGCAGAUUGCCUCAUGGGAAUAUACUUGUUUAUGAUUGGAGCCUUUGACCUGAAAUACCGUGGGGAGUACAAUAAGCAUGCUCAGUUGUGGAUGGACAGUAUCCAUUGUCAGCUGGUGGGAUCUCUGGCUGUUCUAUCUACAGAAGUAUCCGUUUUAUUGCUAACCUACCUGACUUUGGAAAAAUACAUCUGCAUAGUUUACCCAUUUAGAUUCUUGAGGCCAGGAAAAUAUAGGACAAUUUCCAUAUUAGUUCUCAUCUGGAUGAUAGGGUUUGUAGUUGCUUUUAUUCCACUCAGCAAUAAGGAUUUUUUCCAUAACUACUAUGGCACUAAUGGUGUCUGUUUCCCUCUCCACUCUGAGCAGUCUGAAAGUACUGGAGGUCAGAUUUAUUCUGUCAUAAUUUUCCUAGGUGUAAAUUUGGUAGCGUUUAUCAUCAUAGUAUUCUCCUAUGGAAGUAUGUUUUAUAGCGUCCAUCAGACAGCGAUUACUGCAAUGGAAAUCCAGAAUCAUGUGAAGAAAGAGAUGACCCUUGCCAAACGCUUUUUCUUCAUCGUAUUUACGGAUGCACUAUGCUGGAUACCCAUAUUUACACUAAAAUUGCUUUCCUUACUUCACGUAGAAAUUCCAGGUUCUAUAACUUCCUGGGUUGUGAUUUUCAUAUUACCAAUAAAUAGUGCCUUGAACCCUCUUCUCUAUACAUUAACCACCAGGCCUUUCAAGGAAAUGAUUAAUCAAGUUUGGCACAAUUACAAACAAAGAAGAUCCUUGGGAGGCAAAAACAACCAGAAAAUGUAUGGUCCAUCAUUUAUCUGGGUAGAGAUGUGGCCUACGGAAGAUACCUCACCAGAGUUGACAAAUCCUGCCAAUUUUACAGAUUCCUCUGAGAGUUAAGUAAGUUGACAUUCAGCAAGCCUGAAAAAGACACAUGAAAAUGAUUCAGAACAAGUUAAGUGCAUUAAGACUUGCACACUCAGCACUGUUAUCUUGAAGAUCCUGCCACAUAAAGCUGCAAAGAAACAGACCCCUUGCUCCAGGCCAUGGAAUCAUUUUUAAGCAUGACAGAAGACAAACUACUGAGCUACCAUGACAUGCAUCUAUUAACAACCUUUAGAAGAACUAGCCAUAUGGAGAAGAGGUUGGAAUUAAUGGGGGAAGUGCUUAUCCUGGUGAAUUUGCAUUGUGGAAUUGAUGAGGAAAUAGAAAGUGAAAGAAACUUGGUCAGAAUGUAAGGACUACUUUACAUCUUCUGACAGUUCUAAAACACUUUUUAAUUUGCAAGGUUUGUGGUAACAGUUCUUCUCAGUGACCAGUAUUAUAUCUAACUUGUAGGCAGUAUUAUCUAAAACACCAACACAAAAGCUGAAGUGUCACAAAUUAUUUAAUAUUUAUAAAUACAACUGGGCUACUUUAGUUCCGCAAGUCUGAAAACAGUCAAUUUCCUUGCAGUACAGUUUAAUAUGGGAGACAGCAUUUUCUAUUUCCAAGUUCGCAAGGUGAAGGAGCAAAUAAAUAUAGGAAUGGCAAUGAGAGAUUUCAUAGAUGUUUGCACUGGAUUUCUCAAAGGAUUUAAGAAUAGAAGUUAUAUAGUUGCACUUUAAUGUUUACAGAUUUUUGGAUUAUCUUGAACUUGGCUGAAAAGAAUGUUAUUUUAUAUCUAGUUUCUACUAAUAUGUACAUAUGUUGUUGUGUUUGCAAAUGAAGCACUGCCUGAGGAAACAUGAUCCAAUAAUAUUUAAACUCUGUUUAAACUAUAUAUUCAUAUACAGCUAUUUAUGCUUAGCUUUACUACUGUAUUUGUGAAGAUUUGGAGUUCAUUAAUGUAAAAUAGUUGUAUUUCUAAGUAACACUGUCUUAUUCAUUCAUUAAAUACAUAUCUAUUCGACCCUUCAUCAAAAAAUGAUGUAACAAAGCAGAGUGCAGUAAUGAACAGGAAAACAGUAUCUACAAUAAAACCAUCAAAGCUAUUAAAAUAUCACAAUAAAACCAACAUAAAAUAAAAUAAGGAAACAGACCUUAAGUCUCAUCAGUUUGUAGAUCUACAAAAGCCUGAUUAAAGAGGUACGUUUUCAGCUGGCUCCAAACAGUAACCACUGUUAGUACUAGCACAGAACAAGUGUCGCCACAGAAAACAUCCAAUUCCAGCUCAUAACACAGUGUCCUUUUGCAAUCAGCUUGACCACAAUGUCCUCUCCUAUAGAUUUUAAUGCAUAGGCAUGUUAUAUAAGGACAGGUGCUCUUCAGCUGCUUGGAUCCCCAGUCUUUAACACCAUGAAUUGGAUCAAGUAACAUACAGGCAGCCAGUAAAGAGCCUUCCUGUGUUCUGGCUGGCUGCAUUUUGCAGACCAUCUACAAGAGUAGCUCCAGACAGAAUGCAUUACAAUAGUCCAACUAGGAGAUUGUAAAGGUAAAUGGACCCCUGACGAUUAGGUCCAGUGGUGACUGACUCUGGGGUCACUUUAUUGGCUGAGGGAGCCG
Podarcis muralis (Common wall lizard) is the source of this 4101-nucleotide messenger RNA. Lineage: Eukaryota; Metazoa; Chordata; Lepidosauria; Squamata; Lacertidae. The record is from RefSeq and is a predicted model, not a curated record.